Molecule: messenger RNA, 975 nt
Organism: Aureobasidium vineae
Lineage: Eukaryota; Fungi; Ascomycota; Dothideomycetes; Dothideales; Saccotheciaceae
Source: the annotation of a GenBank genome assembly
AUGCCUCCUGCUCGAAAGCGUCGCGCAGACCCAGACGAUUCCGACGCAGACGUUAGACCACCACAGCGACGUAGAGUGUCAGACCCCGAUGAAGAUGACUAUGCCGGCGAAGCCAGCAAUACUCAAGGCGAUGGCAAUUUUGACGCCAUGGUGAAGAACCUGGUCCGUUUAGCUCUCGCAUGCGAAUAUUCCAGGACGCCCAUCAGACGCAACGACAUCACCACCAAAAUUCUCGGAACGAACAAUCGACAAUUCAAAGCAGUCUUCGCAGAAGCUCAAACCCAACUUCGAGGAACCUUCGGCAUGGAAAUGACCGAGCUACCGCAGAAAGAAAAAGUCACCUUGGCACAACGCAGAGCGGCGCAGAAGUCGCAGACUACACAGAAGAAUGUUACCUCUUGGGUCUUGACAUCAGUAUUGCCCGAAAGAUUCCGCCAACCAGAAAUUCUACCUCCAUCACGAGCACCGACGUGUGAACUCGAAUCGCAGUACACGGGACUAUAUACGUUCAUCGUGUCACUCAUCUACUUGGCCGGCGGCUCACUACCAGACGGAAAGCUAGAACGCUACCUCAAAAGAGUGAACGUGGAGGAGGCAGCGGCGCAAAACAGUAUCAACAUCAUGGCUAGCGGAGGAGACAAGACAGAGAAGCUGCUCAAGCGUAUGGAAAAAGACGGCUAUGUCAUCAAGAUCCGUGACAAUUCGACUGGAGAGGAGAUGGUCGAGUGGAUGGUUGGACCCCGUGGAAGAACGGAAAUCGGUGACAGUGGAGUCAGAGGAAUGGUGAAGCAGGUCUAUGGUGAUGUGGGAGACCCAGCCGAGCUUGCAAGAGCGUUAGAACGCAGUCUUGGUGCCAACGAAGUACCAAAGAGAAGAGAGGAACUGGCGGCGCAAUCUCAGAGGAAGGGAAGACGCCGCAGGACCGAGGCACGAGGCGAAGACGAUAGCAGUGGUGGCAGCAGCGACUCGAAUUGA